UAUUUUUAAAAAUAAUUUUCAAACAAAAUAAAAAAAAAUGUUUGCAAUUAUAUAUACUUUAGUUUUGUUGAAUACAAUUAUUGGCAAUUUUAAUGUUUACGGAUCAUUCAUAACUAAACUACCCGCUAAUGCUAACACUACCAGUGCUAUCUAUCUGUGCGGCGGUUACGAUGGAUCUGUCUAUCAGACCGGUUGCUAUAAAUACGAUACCCGAUCGGGUGAUUGGCCACCAAUGCAACCAAUGGACACUAGUCGGGCAUAUUUCGGGUUUGUUGCGGCCAAUAAAAAAUUGUAUGCAAUUAAUGGCUGGAAUGGUAAGGAAAUUGUUAAUACAGUUGAAUCAUACAAUACGCAAACAAAUCAAUGGAAAUUAGUGGCAUCGUUGAAAAAUAGCCGAGAUAAGUUUGAUGCAGCAGUUAUUAACAAUACUAUCUAUGUUUGUGGCGGUGAAAAUGAGGAUACAUGCGAAUACUAUUUGGAUAAAAAUUUAUGGGAAUUUAGUACACCUAUGGGCGAAAAACGGGAGGGUCUGGCACUGGUAUCUAACGGUGCGUACUUGUAUGCCAUUGGCGGCUACGAUGGUUACAAUUAUCUAUCAUCGAUGGAAAGGUAUGAUCCAACAUCUAGACAAUGGGUACCAAUGAAAUCAAUGCAUUCAACAAGGGCAUUUUUUGGUGCAGCAUCAUUUAAAGAUAAAAUUUUUGUAUGUGGUGGUCACGGCACCGGUACAGCCAUUUGUGAAUCGUAUGAUCCUAAACUAAAUCAAUGGACACCAAUAGCAUCAAUUAAAGAUAAACGAUUUGAUUUUAAAUUGAUUGCAUUUGAAGAUGAAUUGUAUGCAUUUGGUGGCUAUUCAGAUUACGAGAUAAGCGAUACGGUUGAAGUAUACAAUUAUUUAGCCGAUAAAUGGGCUAAAUCUAAACCAUUGCCACACAAACUAAUGGAUUACGGGGUUGCUGUUCUUUAA
This is a messenger RNA of Oppia nitens, 967 nucleotides long. RefSeq names its product kelch-like protein diablo. NCBI's taxonomy places the organism in Eukaryota, Metazoa, Arthropoda, Arachnida, Sarcoptiformes, Oppiidae. Gene Ontology annotation, molecular function: protein binding. The record is from RefSeq and is a predicted model, not a curated record. The transcript has 9 exons. Bases 38 to 967 code for a protein of 309 amino acids.